CAGCCAUCACGGUGUGAAACUUUUUUUUUUUUUGAAAUGAACACACUCGGCGGCCGCGGACGGGAUUUAUGCGGCGAUAGAAGGCCGUGAUCGCGGGUUCGGGGGCCCGGUCCGGCCCGGUGCUCCGGAGAAGUUGAAUAUGGGUCAGACUGCUGUGUCCGCCGUGUCCCAGACCGCAAGCGUCGAUGGGUUGGAGAAAUCAUCAUCGCUGGCCAGCUGUGACGUGGUGGUGGACAGCGCCACCAAUACCCAGAAUGCCCCUGCAUCACGGCAGCAGCGAGGCAAGCUGUCGUCACUGGGAAAGCUGUUCAAACCCUGGAAGUGGAGGAAGAAGAAGACCAGUGACAAGUUCCAGGAUCUUUCCAAAGUUCUAGAGAGAAAAAUCUCCACCAGACAAACGAGGGAGGAGCUCAUCAGAAAAGGAGUUCUCAUCCCUGACCAAGACGAGCCAGUCGGCAGUGAAAAUCUCAACGGCCACGCCACAUCCAGUGUGACAUCAGAGGAGGUCAAGGUUGACAUUGAGUCUCCAGAAACACUGCAGGAGGAACAGGCCAGCGGACCCGUCAGCACUGAGGACAAAACAGCCAAAUCCUCCCAUCCAAAGAAGACAGGAGGCGCAACAAAAACUACCCACGCCUCCGCCUCCACCCCUCGUUCUCGUGCAUCUAAGGACGCUAGCACUGCAGCGCAGACUGAUGGGAAGGAUGCAAGGACCAACCGGAAAUCAGACACUCCCACCUCUUCCUCUGCACCUCAAAAGGCCUCUGCAGAGACUCCUAGCCAGCCUGGGGAGAUAAAAUCCUUGCCCCUUUCCUCAGACUCCAAGCCUGCCUCACAUAAAGCCUCAGGCAAUGAGACAGAGGGAAGUCGAGCUGUUUCUCAAUCUGCUCCCGACGCCUCAACUGUGGACGAGGAGACUCGGAAAGGUAUGGCUCCUGAACCCACAGACCAGUCUCCCCAUGUCAACACUGCUACAGAGGACACUUCCUUCACUGAGGGCGAGACAGACAGCAGCUCGCAGGGGGAGAAACUGGGGAGAACGGGAGAAGAGGGAGGAGAGGAAGAAAAGAAGAAGGGGGAAACGGAUUCUGCUGUGGAGAACGUCCCAAGGUCAUCAGAGGGCCACACUGAAAAGCCACAGGGCCUGAGUGUGAAAACGGAGAAUGCCGAAGUGACAGUGAUCCCUGAUAGGCCGAGAGACAGCCAAACUAGCGACUCUGACUCUGACGGCCCAAUCCUGUACCGAGAUGAGGAGGAAGAAGAGGAGGAGGAAGACGAGUACACAAAUAGCUCUCUGGCCAGCAAGAUCCGGCGACGAGACACCCUGAACAUCAAGAUUGGGAACCGACCCAGCAAGAAAGAGCUGGAGGAGAAAAACAUUCUGCCGCGGAGCUCUGAGACAGAGAGACACGAGCUGCGCCAGCAGAUCGGCUGCAAACUAGUCAGGCGCCUGAGCCAAAGACCCACCACAGAGGAGCUGGAGCAGAGAAACAUCCUCAAGCAAAAGAAUGAAGCAGAGGAGCAAGAAGCCAAGCAAGAGAUUAAAAGGAGACUCUCCAGAAAGUUGAGUGUGAGGCCUACAGUGGCAGAGCUUGUUGCUCGAAGGAUCCUGCGUUUCAAUGAGUAUGUUGAAGUAACAGACGCCAAGGAUUACGAUCGGCGGGCAGACAAACCCUGGACACGGCUUACUCCCGCUGACAAGGCUGCUAUCCGUAAGGAGCUGAAUGAGUUUAAGAGCCGAGAGAUGGAGGUUCAUGAAGACAGCAAACAGUUCACCAGAUUCCAUCGGCCCUAAGUGCUCUUACUGCCAGCUGGACGUCGGCACCACAAGCUCUCCCGUCCACAGCUCCCAGCAGUCUCCCGGCCCUCCAGACCCUCAGUGCACAGCUCAGUACACUCCGCUUUGGGAUCCUCUUGCCCCUGAUGUUGUUACAUCUAUAGUGACAGCUACAGGUGUGUCUUAAGGCCUCGGCCAUCCAAGGGCACCUGUGAAACAUAUAACACAUAUCCAUAGUCACAACAGUGGUGUGUGAGUGUGUGUGUAUCGCGCUCUGAUUAGAACCAUUGAUUUACUGUAGAUGGCCAGAGCCUGCUGGUAUAUGAUGAUUUUGGUUUUUUUGGUUCACUGCAGGCCUUGUGAUGAGAGGUUCUGGUGAGGAAAAGGGGCAGAAUGACCCCUGUAGUAAUGAAUGUGGCUAUUGGGUUUGAGUCCAUGCUAUGGUAUGCCUUGACAUAAAGUGGCCAUAUAUGGGCAUCCUCAUGGCACAGGAAAUGGGAGUGAUUGGAUGGUUGUGUGCUGAUGUCAGUGCCUGUGUCAUAGAUCAGAGGGAAGGAGAGGCAGUUUGUUCCGCUCCGACGUGCCUCUCGGAGUUGAAUCUGAAAUACUGCAGUUCAUUUAUAGACAUAUUUAAAGUAUAUUGCCACUAGAGGGCAUUAUAUCAUAAGAAUUAUAGCCUGUAAGGAUGAAGACGAGUAUGUAGAUGAAGAAUAAACUGCGAGUGUUAAUAUUUAUAAGUUCUGAAGCUGAGGGGGCGCUGGGUACCGGAGGCAUUAAGAGUGAAGUGCAAUGGAAAUCGCUGCAGUUCUAGCCACUUCUAAUCCCUCAGCACUCUUCAUGAUGAUACGUGAUGACCAUUUACCAUCAUAUAUCCUGUGUUGAGUUAUUAAGCACCAGACGUCGAAUCACAAAGUGCUGGACUUGCCGUUUAGAGGAUCUACUUUUCAUUCUUUGACUUCAGUUUUUCAUUUUAGGCUUUUGGCUGGAGCUCCUACUCAGAGUGACUUGGUGCCAAAGAAAAAGCAGGAGUUUGAUUGCACAUUUGAAAGUUGGCUGGUUUGAUAUUUGUUGGGUGGACUUCAUAUGAAGGUUUUAUGAAUAUAGAGCAGAGAGGCACUAAGAGUUUCACCAGUGAAGCAAUCAGCCGGCCUCUCAAAGAAGUGGAGAAGUACUUUUCCAUUCCCUUGAACAUGCUUUUGCAAUUUAAUCUUGUCAGCCGAUGACAGUUACGUAAGACAGGCUUCCUGACAAGUGGCCCUUUUACACCUUGCCCUAACGUGCACCUUGAAUCCGGCCAUAACAGUCUAUUAUCAUCAACACACAGCUGGAUUUCUCUUUUUACCCCCAAACUGUAGAAUUUUAACAUUAAUCUGAAAAUAUGAGGGAACUGUUUGGUAUUUUUGGAAAUACACUAAACAAUAAGUCAGUUAAACUACAAAUAUUUUGAAACAAAGAGGAGGAUUUGAUGCUUUUUUCUCUCAUAUGAUAUUAAACUGAAUACCUGUGGUCAGAUAAUACAAGCAAUUUAAAUUGAAACUGAAGACAUCAGCUUGGGCUCUGGGAAAUUCUAACAUGGAUUUUUCAAUAUUUUAUGACAUUUUAUUCAUAAAACAAAAAAAAAAACUAAUCGUCAUAUUAAUUGAUAGUCAAAGCAAGUUCCUACUCUAAAAUGCACUUAUUCGCUUUCUUGCUAAGUAUUAGAUGAGAAGAUCGACACCAUCCUGCCUGUAUGCCUAAUAUGAAGAUACAGUCAGCAGAUGAUUAGCUUAGCUUAGCAAGAAGACUUUUCUUUACCUUUGAACAGAACAGUUAGCUGUUCUUUCUGCUGUCUUUAUGCUAAGCUAAGCUAGUCACCUGCUUGUUUCAUAUUUAGCGCACAGACUCAAUCUUCUCAUUUAACUCCUGACAAAAAAUGUGAUUAUGAGUGUUUCUCAAAAUGUUGAACCAUCCCUUUAAUACUUCACACAUAAGGAUUACAUUUUGUAUUUUGCGCACUAAAAUAAAAAAACCUCAAGAUGCAUGUUAAAGGGGAUGAGUUGUCAGCUGUUUUUGUGUGGUUGUGUUUGUGUUGACUGAGCUAUCAGAGAUGAAAAGUCAGAUGUAAAAGAACAGAUCCGCAGAUGGAGAACCUGUCAGAUGUUUAAGGACUAAAUGUGAGAAGCUGGUAGAGGAGAACAAAACACAACAUGACAGCUCACUCAUUGUGGAUUUUCAUAUCAAAAUUAAACAAAAACAUUAGUAAUUUUUCAUUCCCAGCAUAUUUGAACUAGAUAGACGAUGUUUGCUGACAAGUGAUUGACAGAUUGAGCUUGCUGACGUCCAAAGGCUUGUGUUCAAAUAAAAGACCUCCAGCCUUCACAACACUCGUCAUUCUGGCAAAUAGUAACCGAAAAGGACGGAUGUGUUCCCUCUGCUUCUGAAUGUGCGGAGGUUGUAACAUGAAAUGAUGUACAGUGAUGGAAAAGAAACCAACAGUAUUCAUUCAUGUCAAUGUCUAUGUUGUUAUAUAUAUUGAUUAUUUUGUACAGAAUGUAUAUUGAGCAUGUGCAUACAUUGAAAUCAACUUUACUACCAAUAUGAUACAAUGCAACUUCGAUGUGAACGUUUUAAGCUCUGAUUUUAGUCGUCUUAUUUUUUUUUUUAUCCUCCCCGGACACUGAUAAUGAAAUGAGCAGCACAGCACACAUACACGUGCUGUUUCCAGGCAGAAUAUCAAGUGUAAUGUGUUGAAUAACUGUCAUGUCUUUAUCAAACCUACCUGUUCCCUAAGCAGAUGAUGGACAAGACAUUAUACAGGUAGUGAUAAAUUGGAUUAUUAUUUAAUAUUCUGCGUCACUUUCGUUUUAAGUGAAGUCAAGAGGUGCAAUGCAAGCAAAGGAUAAUCCUCUCUGGACCUCACAUUUGAUUUAUUUCUUCAGAUGACAGGAUACAGCUCCACAUUUUGACAUGAUCCCAGUAACUGUUGCUCAAGUUCCAACAAUCCAGUUGUGUUUUAUAAGAACAGGAAACAGACGUCUGAUUGGUUGCACGCGGUGUGAAAUCAGUUUCUAUAAAAGCAAACAUAGUGCACACCAACAGCAAAUACUGUGAUAAAAGACCAGAAAGCUCUUAUAUCAGAUAAACAAAUAAAAAGUCUUACUUCUUUUUGCAGCUUUGGUCCUGUCACAGUGAAGGAAACAUGAACAUGUUGCUUGCACCCACCUUAGAAAAAUAAGAUAAGUUAAAGCAGGUGAAGCAUAACUGGUAACACUGUAUUUUAACUCGGUGUAUAAGCAGUAUAUAGUCAAUGAAUAAAUGAUUAUGUAGUGAGCAGAUAUAAAGACAUUUUUAUGCGUUUAUGAAUGUAUUUGUUAACAACUUUAACUCCUUUUAUGAAGCAUUGAUAACUAUUAAACAUGAUAUAGUAUAUGUGUAAUUUUAUAUAGUAUGUCUUCACAAGUUUUAAACACAUUUAUGAACGGUUUAAAACCUGCCUGUCAUUUGUACAUGUGUAUAAAGGAUUUGUUAUCAUUAUUACAGCCAUGUUAUACGUUAUCGGUCAUUCAUUAACUAUGUAUACAACAGGAUGCUUCAUAGGAGAAGUUAUAACUGUGGGCAAAAUAUAUUAAUGAACACUUUAUAUGUCCUUAUAUUUGAUUACAACUACAUUAUAGUGUAUUACAGAUCAUUUAUGAAGUGUUCAUGCUGCAUAUUAAUGCUAAAUUGAGAUGUUAAGAUAAAGUGGUGCCCAAUAAGAAGCUUUAGAAAUCUUGUUUGGGUAAAUCCAGGCAAGAGCUUGGUGUUAUCUUGGAGAGUCCUGGUCUGGAUCAUUACCACAUCUACAAAUUUUUUUUUUUUUUUCAACACUGAUGUCUAAUUCCAUAUUUUGUCCAGAAUUGGGUGUAAGUAUAUCUAAACUAAGCAGUUGAUAUUGUGGAGGAGCCUUGGCAGCUGAUGUUUAGUCAUAACCUGUCAGUAUUAAUCACAAGGGGGAGUCCUGUAAAAACCUUUAUGGCUGCCGUCUGGUUUCAUCUCACCUCGUACAGGACUGCAAAAAUAAACACAAUAAACCUUCAGAGUUAAGAGACCCAAAGAAGCUACAGGAGUUAUAAACACACCCCACAUUUCUAUCCACUGCAGACUAUGUGGAAUUAAAGUGUAAAACAUAAAAUUCCUGCUUAAUUUCAGAAAGUUUUUCUCUAAAAUUCCAGUUGAGUCGUUUUAAAACAUUCACGUCCAUUUUGACUCUGGCUUUCCUGACUGCCACUUUUAAUUUGCAAUUCUGGAGACAUACACCAGUUCAUGAAAAUGUUUGUUUUGUGAAUGUUUGCUGCUGUAAAGUGUCCUCCAUCGCUUCCCCCAAAUCAAAUCUCUAAUUUCACACAGGAGCCAUAAACCAGACUGCUGCUGCUGCUGCUGC
This is a messenger RNA of Seriola dumerili (greater amberjack), 6176 nucleotides long. It is a transcript of the gene phactr2, whose product is annotated as phosphatase and actin regulator 2. The record is from RefSeq and is a predicted model, not a curated record. Lineage: Eukaryota; Metazoa; Chordata; Actinopteri; Carangiformes; Carangidae. Gene Ontology annotation, biological process: actin cytoskeleton organization. Bases 140 to 1795 code for a protein of 551 amino acids. Gene Ontology annotation, molecular function: actin binding. The transcript is spliced from 12 exons.